Molecule: messenger RNA, 3487 nt
Organism: Branchiostoma floridae (Florida lancelet)
Lineage: Eukaryota; Metazoa; Chordata; Leptocardii; Amphioxiformes; Branchiostomatidae
Product: MAP/microtubule affinity-regulating kinase 3-like
Exons: 10
Coding region: 728-3487 (919 amino acids)
Biological process (GO): protein phosphorylation; intracellular signal transduction
Cellular component (GO): cytoplasm
Molecular function (GO): ATP binding; protein serine/threonine kinase activity; protein tyrosine kinase activity
Source: RefSeq, a predicted model, not a curated record
AACACUACCUCCACCCGCCUCAUGGUGGCGCUAGAGUCUUUGAAACAUUCGAAAGUAUGACCUUGUACUGGUCAUUUACUCCAUCUGCAUGGUUUGUGGUUGAUUGAUAUUCCAGUGAUAGCUGUCUUGUCCUGAAUCCUUUUGUUCAUUCUGGAUAUCAGUGGUUAGUGGCCUACAAGCAUUCACUUCAUUUCAUGUUCUUGUGGAGUCAUGUACUGAGAUUUAAGCGGUUUGUUCCUUAUUUCUGACACCUGUUGUAAUUAGAAAAGGAGUCAUUCCUACACAUCACCUAUAAAAGGCAAACGGAACUGUCCCAAGGGCUCACUAAACUGGUACUGAACAUUGCACACACAAGUAAACACGGCUGUCCUUGGUGCUGAAUGCUACCUACACAGGCAAUGUUCCUGGUGCCUAAUACAAAUGUACUCUCUACACAGGCAUUCUAUUGCACUACCUACGGCUACGGCAUGGUGGCGCUUGCAUUAGGAACGUUCUACAGUUUGUGGCGUUUGACGUUCGAAAUUGUGACGUUGACAAUGCAAUGUCACCCACCCCCUAACAUUGUUGUUUUCUACUUUGUUAGAGACAGCGCGUUUGUUGAACGACGCCGUGUAUUGCGCUCGUAAAACAAGCAAAAUAUUGAGAUAAAUCAAUGUGCUCGAAGAUUUUCCUUACGGAAGAAAUUCUUUAAGGCUGCCUUCAGAGUUCGUAGGAAAGCAAAGUAAGUAUGGACUUGGAAGAGAUUAGUUCCGAGUAUUGGGAAGACCCCAUAAAGUGGGAGUGUGGCCAGUAUGGAUACUCCGUGAUAAAGAACAUCGCAAUCGGGAGCUUUGGUGACAUCAAGCUGGCUAAUGCUGAAGACUCGGCACUGGAGAGGCGGGAAGACCUAGCCGGUGAUGCAGAUGCCAAGGGGCACAGCUUGGUGGCGGUGAAAAUCGUCCAUACUGGAAACGACGAUUAUGCGAGUGACAUCCUGCCGAGGGAGGUGAACACUCUGCGGCGGCUCCAUCACCCAAAUGUGAUGAAAAUGUACGAGUAUUUCUACGUCGCUGCCCGUACCUACAUAGUGUUGGAGUACUGCGGUACGAACGGGAGACUGGGGGAGUUUAUCCGGCAGUACCGGGCCGGCAGAGGACUGGGGUUAGCCGAGGACGCCGUGCGGCACUUCACCAAGCAGCUGGUGAAUGGAAUGAAAUACGUACACAAACGUGGCAUCGUACACAGGGAUCUACGGGCCGAUAACAUAUUGUUGGAUGAUAAAUACAACAUCAAGAUAUCGGGUUUCGGCUACGCCACAAAGCUGGAGAAGGGCGUUGGUCUGGUGGACCUUUCUGACCCAUCUUUCGAGGAGAAGACGUCAAGACUGGCGCUGGAGUACACCCCUCCAGAGGCCUUCUCGUACGACAAGUACCUGGGGAAACCGGCCGACGUUUGGAGUUUGGGAGUUGUGCUUUACAUGAUGCUUGCGGGAAAGAAGCCGUUCACAGCGCCGCAACACAAGUCCCAGCAAGUGAGAGCCAGUCUGUACUGCAAAGCGGUUUGGGAGCGUAGCGGCAAGCAAAGCUAUAGCAACCGUAUCUCAAAAGAGGCAAAGAUACUAUCCCGUAAGCUUCUUGAUGUGAAGGACGAUGCUCGGCCGACUCUAAAGCAGCUUAGUGCGUCACGAUGGCUAAAAAACGCCAUCUUGCAGCCCGACCGACUUAUGAAUCUUGUGCGGCUGCACAAGGACCAGUACAGGGAUUUGGCGGGAGUCGGGGAGGCCGAGAGAGCGCCGUCUGAGAUCGACCAAGAACCGCUCUUCAUGUCAGAUUUCAUGGGCUUAACCGCUCCCAACCCAUGGCGCAAUGGUGUGGCGUCCCCACGAUCAGGUGUGGCAUCCCCGCAAUCAGGUAUGGCAUUCCCACAAUCAGGAGUGGCAUCUCCACAGUCCGGUGUGGCAUCCCCACAGUCAGGUGUUGCAUCUCCACAGCCAGGUGUGGCAUCUCCACAGUCAGGUGUGGCAUCCCCACAGUCAGGCGUGGCAUCCCCACAGUCAGGUGUGGCAUCCCCACAGUCAGGUGUGGCAUCUCCACAGUCAAGUGUGGCAUCCCCACAGUCAGGUGUGGCACCCCCACAACCAGGUGUGGCAUCCCCACCAAAAUCAGGCGUGGCAUCCCCUAUCGGAAGGGCUCAUGAUGACGCCUAUCCGUCAGGAAAUGCGACUCCUGACGUGAAGCCAAGACGACAUGUGGAGAAGUCUGAUGAGGAAAAGUCGCGUCGCGCCCGUCGCGGCAGGAACCUUGUCCCUAUGAAACAGACGGGUGUUGGGAACCUAGUCGGUGCUUCAGGCUUCGUGCCCAAACCGCCGCCUGGGAAGAAGUGUGUGGCAGGUGGUGUGGCGACGCCUCCGUCCGGAUCCGGACAGCGCCCGGCUUCGCAAGCACAGAUAAAGAAGAGAGGGCGAAGAAUUCCGGAUUCCGGAUCAAAGGGUAAAAACAAUAGAGAGCUGACCACCAAUAAAAGUGGCAGCUUUAAAGCGCGGACACCCUCCUCCUUCCUUUGCCCACCGCCAGAGGGCCGUACACAAGAGGAGCCACAGGAAGGUGUGUCCAAGUAUCUGGAAGAUGGCGGACCCCGCAGCCCGAACAGGUUCACACGGGAGAUAAAAGGUGUAAAAAAGGUACCAGCCAAAAGAACCUCCCGCUUCAAAGCACGGACGCCCUCCCCCUCCUCCCCCUGCCCUAGCCCAACGCCGGAGUGCCUUACUCAAGAGGACCCAGAAGAGGACGGUGUGCUGACGUAUCUUGGAGGCGGCGGACCCACCAUGAAGCUGUCGCCAGACGGAAGAAAGCUCCUCCCGGCGACGCAGAAAGAUGUCGGAAACCUAGUCGCUAGUACAGGCUUUGUGCCCAAACCGCCGCCUGGGAAGAAGUGUGCGGCAGCUGGUGUGGCGACGCCUUCGUCCGGACAGCGAUGCUCUUCACAAGCACAGAUAAAGAUGAAAGGACGGAGAAUUCAACAGAUUGAUUCCGGAUCAAACCGUCAAAAGGAUGGAGACCUGAACAAAAAUGGCCGCCUAACGCAAGAAGAAUCAGUGGGAGGUGUACUGAAGCUGGAAGAUGGCGGACCUUGCAGCCCGAACAGGUUCACACGGGAUACAAAAAUAGUGGAAAAGUUACCAGCCAAACGAACCUCCCGCUUCAAAGCACGGACGCCCUCCCCCUCCUCCCCCUGCCUAAGCCCACCGCCGGAGUGCCUCACUCAAGAGGACCCAGAAGAGGACGGCGUGCUGACGUAUCUUGGAGGCGGCGGACCCACCAUGAAGCUGUCGCCAGACGGAAGAAAGCUCUUGCCGAUGACACAGAAAGAUGUCGAUGGUACAAGCUUCGUGCCCAAACCGCCAUCUGGGAAGAAGUGUGCGGCAGGUGGUGUGGCGACGCCUCCACCCGGACAGCGCCCGGCUUCGCAAAGUGCCUAUCCCAAGAGGAAUCAGUGGGAGGUGUACUGA